AUGUCGUUCCAUGUCAUGUCAUGUCAUGUCAUGUCGUGUCAUGUCGUUGUCGUGUCAUGUCAUGUCAUGUCGUGUCAAUUGCAGGUCCUCUUCGCCACCCCGGGGAUGUUGCAUGGAGGGACGUCGCUGGAAGUCUUCUGCAAAUGGGCGCCAGAUCCAAAGAACAUGAUCAUCAUGCCAGGCUAUUGUGUGGCUGGCACCACCGGAUGGAAGGUGCUGCAAGGCCACAAGGAGAUCACUGUGGAAG
Messenger RNA from Sphaeroforma arctica JP610, 247 nucleotides. RefSeq lists its product as hypothetical. The annotation marks the transcript as partial. Gene Ontology annotation, cellular component: nucleus. Lineage: Eukaryota; Ichthyosporea; Ichthyophonida. The transcript has a single exon. The record is from RefSeq and is a predicted model, not a curated record. Gene Ontology annotation, biological process: snRNA processing.